Populus euphratica (Euphrates poplar) is the source of this 747-nucleotide messenger RNA. RefSeq names its product probable WRKY transcription factor 75. Gene Ontology annotation, biological process: regulation of DNA-templated transcription. Bases 143 to 703 code for a protein of 186 amino acids. The record is from RefSeq and is a predicted model, not a curated record. The transcript has 2 exons. Gene Ontology annotation, molecular function: DNA-binding transcription factor activity; sequence-specific DNA binding. NCBI's taxonomy places the organism in Eukaryota, Viridiplantae, Streptophyta, Magnoliopsida, Malpighiales, Salicaceae.
GUAAUUUUGUGGUUUCUAGCCACCAAGCCGCCUCUCCUUUUUAUAUUAGCUCUCAACCCUUUUAGACCAACCCUUGUUCUUUCUUUCACUAGCUCCUUCUUUUCUUCCUUCAACUUAAUUCUUUAUAAACUUCGGUUUUUCCAUGGAAAGGUUCCAAAUUUUAUUUCCUUUUGCGUCGACAAGAUCAUCGGACCAUCCUGUCUCUUCAAGUAUGACAGAUAAUUCUCAUAUUCUUAGUGAUUUUAAAGCUGAUAGUACUUCAAGUGGGUUCUUGGGAUCGAAGAAAGAAAGUUAUCAUCUAGUACCAAGAACAUCAUCCGAAAUUAAUAAAGACCUUAACUCACAAGGUGCAAGAGUUGGUAUUGGGUCUCCAACGGAGCUAAAAGCAGCCAAAAAGAAAGGGGAGAAGAAGGUUAGAAAGCCCAGAUAUGCUUUUCAAACUAGGAGUCAAGUUGAUAUACUUGAUGAUGGUUAUCGGUGGAGGAAGUAUGGACAGAAGGCAGUGAAGAACAACAAAUUUCCGAGGAGCUAUUACCGAUGCACUUAUCAAGGUUGCACUGUAAAAAAGCAAGUCCAACGCUUAACCAGAGAUGAGGGCGUUGUCGUGACCACUUACGAAGGGAUGCAUAGCCAUCCUAUAGAGAAGUCAAAUGAUAAUUUUGAACAUAUAUUAAGCCAGAUGCAAAUCUACACUCCCUUUUGAAGUGAUCAAGGUUAAAAUCAUGUCUGCUUUUGUAAGGAAAAAAA